GGGGCCGACUCCGCCCCCUGCUGCCGGCCCCGCCUCCCUCCGGAGCCUGGGCGGCUCGGCCCCGCGUUCCGCCUCAUUCGCUGAGCAGGUCCGCGAGUUGUCAGCGCGCUCCGGGCGCCUGCUGAGCCGGGGCGGCCGCCGGGCUUGCCGCACUCCCCCGAGGUGCCCACCGGAGCCAAUGAGCCUCGGUCCGCUGGGGCGUGAGCAGCUGCCGACUGGGGGCAACUUGGGACUCCGGACCCGCAGCAGGGGCGGCGGUUUGCGAGCGGACUCGGCGAGGAGGAUGGAAAUCCUGUAUGAAUGUGGAAGCCAUUAGCAGAGUAAUUGCUGUCUGUUACCAUGACAACCAGCCGCUGCAGUCACCUGCCCGAAGUCCUGCCAGACUGCACCAGCUCGGCUGCGCCCGUGGGGAAGGCGGUGGAGGACUGUGGCAGCCUGGGGAACGGGCAGCCGCAGUAUGUCAUGCAAGUUUCAGCCAAGGACGGGCAGCUGCUGUCCACAGUAGUGCGGACUCUUGCCACCCAGAGCCCCUUCAACGACCGGCCGAUGUGCAGGAUCUGCCAUGAGGGCAGCAGCCAAGAGGACUUGCUCUCUCCAUGUGAAUGUACAGGGACCUUGGGGACAAUUCAUCGGAGCUGCCUGGAGCACUGGCUGUCGUCUUCAAAUACCAGCUACUGUGAACUCUGCCACUUCAGGUUUGCAGUCGAGCGCAAACCCAGGCCGUUAGUGGAGUGGCUCAGAAACCCUGGCCCCCAGCAUGAGAAGCGGACUCUGUUUGGAGACAUGGUGUGCUUCUUGUUUAUAACGCCCCUGGCCACCAUCUCGGGCUGGCUGUGCCUGCGGGGCGCCGUGGACCACCUGCACUUUAGUAGUCGGCUCGAAGCCGUGGGACUGAUUGCACUCACUGUCGCACUCUUCACUAUUUACCUCUUUUGGACACUAGUGUCAUUUCGGUACCACUGUCGAUUGUACAACGAAUGGCGUCGGACCAAUCAGAGAGUGAUUCUCCUCAUUCCAAAGUCUGUCCACGUACCUUCUAACCAGCAGUCCUUGCUGGGCCUCCAUUCAGUCAAGAGGAACUCAAAGGAGACAAUUGUUUGAUGUUCGUGUGGUUGGGCGGCUGGUCGACUCGUUUGGGGUUUGGAAGUUUCUGCACUGGCCCGCGCGCUGAGCCACCCCUGAGCCCCCCCUUAAGCCUGUGGGUCUGAGACCACCCAGAGCCAAGUUGGCACAUGGCCCCAGCAACGACCUCUGCCAGAAGAAAGCAAAUGCUGUUUUACUCCAAAUCAUGGAUGCUGCAAUCAUAUGAUAUUUGCUAAGCUGCCAAACAUGUUUAUUUAGCAGAUACUGUAUGGAAUUUUCUGAACACCUCUUUAACAUAUGAGGAAGGUUGCAAUUCAAUUCUUCCUUUUUUAUUACUAUUGCAAACAUAUAUAUAUAUAUAUAUUAAACUUAGAUGAUAAUCAAAAUCAAAAAGCCAACGUAAAAACUGGUUUCUUGGUUUGGAUGGGUUUUAUUUGGAUUAGUUUUUGUUUCCUGGUUUCUACUGUGGAUUCUUUGGGCUAAUUUGAUAGCUUGAGUGGUCUUUUUCAUCUCUUUCACAUCCCUCACUCAAGGAGACAGCGUAACAACUGCAGAACAAGUCAUAUUUGAAGGAUGUUUUGUACUAAACUUCAUUUAACUAUUUAGUUUUUAAAGGGAAAACGGUGUGGCAACCCUCCACACGGUGAGCUGUUUAUUUGAAUAUAAUUAAGGAGAAAAAGGUUACGGGGAGAAGCACGCUCCUUUCAACUUGUUUGGUACUGACGGCCAAUAGAAGCUAUUUUCUAAUAAUAAAUAUCCAGUGUGUGAAAGACAAA
Molecule: messenger RNA, 1859 nt
Organism: Lemur catta (Ring-tailed lemur)
Lineage: Eukaryota; Metazoa; Chordata; Mammalia; Primates; Lemuridae
Gene: MARCHF3
Product: membrane associated ring-CH-type finger 3
Exons: 5
Coding region: 340-1101 (253 amino acids)
Biological process (GO): protein ubiquitination
Molecular function (GO): zinc ion binding; ubiquitin-protein transferase activity
Source: RefSeq, a predicted model, not a curated record